AUGUCCUAUUUUAUCCAGACCCUUUCCAGAGUCCCUCUUGACAGCUUCUUGGCCAGCUGGCCUCUGUCCUUUCUGCUCUCUUAUAAAGAGACCAGAACUGGAAGGGUCUGGGCACAACACUGUGGGGAAGUUCACAUCCUGGUGCCCCCACUGCACAACCUGACCAUCCACUUCAGCUCUGCGUACGUGGCCAUCAACCAGCCCUUUGUGGAAGUCAUGCUGUGGGACCAGAGUGCCAUCGAUCUGCUGGCAUGGUCCAAGGACACCUACAGCCCUGAACAGCACUUCUGGGUGACACUCAACAGGAUCAUCAGGUCAUCAGGUGUCCCAGGCUCCAUGCCCAAUGCAUCAUGGGAAGGUGGCCUGAAAGCAGUGAAGUGGACUGAUAUGGAAGAGAGCCAUGGAGGUUGUCAUGGCCAUUAUGUCAGAGGCAUUUGUGUGUAUGGAACAGGUGACCUCAAGUGGCUUUUUAACUCCACCUGUAUGUUUGCAAAUAAGUUUGAGCUUAAAACAUACCCCCUGACCGUUGAGUGCCUGGAGCUGAGACACCGGCAGAGAACCUUGUCCCAGAGUGAGGUUCAGGUGGAACCCAACUGGUAUUUUUAG
Molecule: messenger RNA, 606 nt
Organism: Eurypyga helias (sunbittern)
Lineage: Eukaryota; Metazoa; Chordata; Aves; Eurypygiformes; Eurypygidae
Product: N-acetyllactosaminide beta-1,6-N-acetylglucosaminyl-transferase, isoform C-like
Exons: 4
Coding region: 1-606 (201 amino acids)
Biological process (GO): transforming growth factor beta receptor signaling pathway
Cellular component (GO): membrane
Molecular function (GO): acetylglucosaminyltransferase activity
Source: RefSeq, a predicted model, not a curated record